This is a messenger RNA of Venturia canescens, 3692 nucleotides long. It is a transcript of the gene Incenp, whose product is annotated as Inner centromere protein. Gene Ontology annotation, biological process: meiotic spindle midzone assembly; mitotic cytokinesis; metaphase chromosome alignment. The record is from RefSeq and is a predicted model, not a curated record. The coding region runs from base 440 to 3130 and encodes 896 amino acids. The transcript has 10 exons. Gene Ontology annotation, cellular component: kinetochore; midbody; chromosome passenger complex. Lineage: Eukaryota; Metazoa; Arthropoda; Insecta; Hymenoptera; Ichneumonidae.
GGUACUUGAAUGACAUACACUCCAAAGAAUUUUUCUUCAUUUAUGAAGGAUUUGUAAACAAAUAAUUCUUGCUAAAUUGGUCAACAGAUGGCGUACAUUGGCGGGAUUUGAACCGAAAACGAAAAACCGUUAUUUACUACUCCACACGGCAGUCGCUUGCACGUUAAUAUCCAACCGCUCAAUUAUGCGCGUUUAGAAUAAUAAAGUAGUGUUUGUGUUGAGUGUAUUUGUGUUUCGAUGUUUUUUUAUCAUUUCAUCUUGCGGAAGCAUCGUGUCGUGUCAUAUUAAUUAUUGAAACGUGUAAAAUUUCAUUAUAAUUUUGUGAUCGCCGAAUGGGGCGUGUUGCCACGGCGUUGCAGUUGAGACAGGUCGAAACAAGCAUCCGGUGUGUUAUUUGCAUUUUUUUGCCCGCCAUAAACAUCAGCUUUAAUAUAUAAUCAUGAAUGGUUGGACGAAAGAAGUUACGCUGAACAUAAUUCAAAACAAAAUAACAAGCAUACGCGACAAUUAUGACGAAUUCGUAAAAGCGGCAAGUGCGAUAGAGAAAGAGAGCUUGGAAUUUCUUGAGGGUUUGAUAGAGCAAAUACCAAAUGCGAUAUCAGGUCCACUCAUUCCAAAAACACCAAAAGUACCAAAAAAACGUGAGCUCAAACGUAUACAAACAAUACCAGAAGAUGAUAUUGUCAGAAAUUUACCAAAAACAUCAGAAACAUUGGCAGAGAACAGUCGCACGUCCGAGCUGGUUUUCGAUGAUGCUCCCCCGCCAAGAAUACGAAGAGCAGCAUCACAAAAAGCAGCUCAGAAAAUCAAAGAUCAAGAAGCUUUGGGUGUAGGCUCAAAAUUGCGGAGACCAUCAUCGAUUGAAGAUUCUACAAUAAGUCAGCCUAAAGGUCAUUUGAGUCGAGUUAAACGAACUAAAUCGGUAUUGGACACUUCCGAUGAAGAAGAUACCAAAAGGCCUGUUAAAUUAAGCAAAAUAAAAUCUAAAUCCCAGGAUAAUAGCGAAGAAACAAAAGAGCUCGAUAGUUCACAAUUAGAGCUGGAUCGAACUAUAAAUCACGAGUCUCAGAAUAAGAAAGAAAUUCCUACAAGAGAAACGUCUGUGCGGGUAUCUCGUAACAAACGUCAGCGUGAGAAGUCUCAAGAGUCUUCGACUCGGCAAAACAACAGUGGUUCAGGGAAAACAUGGCAAGAACCAGCAGCUAAGAAGGCUAAUAUAGAUGAAAGCUGUGCUCCAGAAACUGAUGUCACAAUGGAUGCUUCUUUGUACGAAGACGCCAUUGGCAAAAGUAUCCCUAUGAAUUCAACAAUGAAUCCAAAUACAACUGUCACCAUCGAUCGUAAAAUAAUGGACGUCACUGUAGUUCUUGACCAUAUAAAGAUGCCACGGCAAAUGAAUGAGACAGUGACUCUUAAAAAAACGACCCGUAGUAGCUUUAAUGCUGAUAAAACUCUGGUCAACAAAGAACAGCCCAUCGUCGAAAAUACGAUUCCUCAAUCCCCUCGUGCCACAACGGUUCUGCAAUCGAAAAUGCAUCUGCCCACAAAAAUGCAAACUUUUAAGGAAACUUUUGCCAAUCCAGAGUUUGAUGCUCUCAUAACUGAAGAUGAAUCAUCACCGGAAAAAGAAGAUAAAAAGAAUAAGAAGGCAAACGAGCCUAAGAACAAGGUACCAGUCAAAGAAACUAAACGAUUUACGCGUUCGAGUUUAAUUACCGACGACGAUGACGUUUACGAAGUAUCAGCAACACCACCGCGGCCAAAGACUGUAUUACGCGAUGCCAACAAUCUCAAACCACCGAAAAAUUCUUAUAAAGCAAACGCCUUGUUCAGUCCGUAUUCAAAAGAAUCUGUGAAGAAGCGCGUUGAAGCUUUCGAACAAGCUGGCUUGAAUAGCCCAAAAACAGUAGAAAUCGAUGCACCAGCGAGACUUACGAGAACAAAAACGCGUGCUUUAGCUGCUGCAGCUUCUGAAACACUGUUCACACAAACGGGACUAACUGUCGCUCAAAAAGCUGCGAGAAAAUCUCUUUCGAGAGCUAAAGAAAUCGCUAAAAUGAAAGAGCGAAAAGAAAACGAAGAGAGCAAAGAGAAUAAUAUCCAAAAUUCUGCACAGAAAACCAGUAGGUUAUUGGCUAUGAGUGAAAAGUACGCUCUGAAACAGCAGCAAAGAACAACACCGAUUGGCAAGAGUCGAUUGCAAAUGCCAAUGUCCGUGAGUCGCAUUCCACACACGCCAUCAGAUUCCCACAUAAUCCCGAACAAACCGAUGAGCGCGGUGAAAUCCAAUAUAACGUCAGUGGAUAGCUUUAUGCAGCCUCCGAAAACACUCACUAAAUCCAGCUCGAAUGAUAAUUUGGCGGAAAAGAGAAGAAGAGUUAAUGACGAAGACGUUAAACGGAAAAGAGAAGAAACACUGAAGGCUUUGACUGAAGAAAAGAAAAGAAAACGCGAAGAGAAAGAAUUGAAAAAUAAAUUGGCUAGAGAAGCGAAAGAAAAACUCGAACUGGAAAAGAGAUUGAAGCAGGAAAGAGAACGAGAGGAGAAGGCAAAAGCUGCUCUCAUUUUGCAAGAAAAACAGCGAGAAGAGCUCGAAAGAAAGAGACUUGUACAGUUACAGCGUGCACAGGAAAAAGAGGAAAGGCGGCGCCAAGAGGAACAAUUGAGAUUUUUACGUUUACAAGAGCAAGAAGAAGCGGAGCGGCAGCUUGCUGAACAAAAACGCCGGGAACAAGAAGCUGAGAAGCGUAGGAUCGCGGAAUUGAGGAAUCAACACGCCGCAGCCGCUGAAGCUGCCAGACUGAAAGCUCAAUACCUCGCAAAGAUGAGACAAGCUCAACAGGAUCCAACGAGUUAUAUUUUGGAUAGUGAUAAUCCCGAUGAUGAGUCUGACGACGAGUCGAGACCCAAGCACGUGAUUCCGUACUGGGCCCAAGAAGGUGUAAGAGCGACUCAAUUGGGAAUCCAGCAGUAUAUACCGAUGAAAUCAGUAUUAACAUUUUUCGGUGCGAAGAGAUGUACUCCGGACCUCACGCAGUUGUUCAAGGGUAUAAAGAAAGAGCGUUUGCAGCGAACCUCGAGCGCGAUUUGGAAAACGCCACCUCGUUAUUCGAUGAUGAACAAUGAAUGAUUGUCCACUGAAGUUUCUGUGAGCCGUUCUUUUCUUUCUUCACAAUUAUCAAGAACAAUAUAUAUAUAUUGAAAAAAUGAUAAUGACAGUCAAAAAGUUGAAUUUCGCUCACGAGUCUCGUGCACGUUCUUCAUAAAAUAGGAUUUUUUUAUUGUACAAGACGCAAAGAUUCGCACUGGGAUGCGUUGAAAACCAACAAAAAAAACGCUCAAUUUUGUAUUUUCAAGCAUAAUUGGGAUCGUAAGACCAAUUAUUGACACUAUGAUUUUGUUUUUUGUUGUUCGGUAUCGUAAAACACGUUACAACGUGGUUUUUCGAGAUAUGUGACAAUAAUUUUACAAUACGUUUCCGGUUACAAGGAUAAAUUGGUAAUUAUGUAGUUUGGUUACUUUUCCGAAAAUCAAUGGAAUUUUUUUUUCUUCUUCUCGAAGUUACCGAUAAAUUCUUUGAGAAGUAUGUUCACAAGAGAUAAACUCAAUCCAACCUUUUUUUUAUAACCCAUGAACUUUGUUAAAAAUCAAUGUAUUUUAAGGCUAUACCGAAUAAAUUUCGUAGACAGAAA